This is a messenger RNA of Armigeres subalbatus, 895 nucleotides long. RefSeq names its product THO complex subunit 7 homolog (gene thoc7). The coding region runs from base 148 to 816 and encodes 222 amino acids. Gene Ontology annotation, biological process: mRNA processing; mRNA export from nucleus. Lineage: Eukaryota; Metazoa; Arthropoda; Insecta; Diptera; Culicidae. The record is from RefSeq and is a predicted model, not a curated record. Gene Ontology annotation, cellular component: THO complex part of transcription export complex. The transcript has 3 exons.
UUAAAAGUUUGUUUGUAAAUACCAAUCGAUGUUUUUUUUCUUCCGGCUGUUGUUUAUGAAGGUUUUGUGCGAAAAGGUGCGAAAUAUUCGUGUUCAGUAUCAAAAACUGAUUUUUUUUAUUUCUUUUAAAAAGAAAGUACAACAAUAAUGUCGGACGAGGAAGUAAUUCGACGUCGCUUGCAAAUCGAUGGCGAUGGAACCGGAGACGACCGUCGUUUGAAUGAUUUGCUGAAAACAUUCGUAAAAUGGUGUAACUCUUCGGCGGACAGUCCCGAGAACAGUCAGGCUGUACACGAUCGUUUACUGGCCCAGCUGGCACAAUGUGAGUUUGCGAUGAAGAAGUCCGAUUUCUCUGCCCGGGUGAUGGAACAGGAGCUGAAAAACUAUGCAACUAUUUCGGACACUAUUGAGUCGGGAAUCGAAACGGCCAAGACCCAAAUCACUCAGAGCAAACAUAACUUGGUGCUGGCCAAGAAGAUCCGAAAGAAUCGUAUGGAGUACGAUGUCUUGGCCAAGAUCAUCAGCCAACAACCAGAUCGAAAGAAUACGGUUAAGGAGCUGGAAACUCUAAAGCAGGAAAUGGAUCAACUACAAGAGAAGAAAGCGGUUCUUGAGAGGAAGCUGGAAACAAAGAAGAAAGAUUUUACCGUUCUGAUGCGAUCGAUUGUGGAGCUACAGAACAAACUUGAAUCUAUUGGGGACGAUUGUCCGGAAAGCGCAGAGGAUAGAAUGUCGUGCGAUGAUGAGCCAAUAAUUAUUGUGAGUGACACGGUAAUGAUCGACGACACCGACUUUGCAACGUCAAAAAAGAGUUGAGAAACUAAUUUAUUUGUGUACUUGAAAAACAGACAAAGCUCAAUCGAUCCUGAAUAAAAUAUAAUAUAAAAUACUUUUA